CAUACAGGGACUGGGCACCUAUAAGCUUCGGGAAGACUUACGGAUGUCCUUAAUGAAUUCCUUGGAUACUUGAUUUCAACAGUCAGAGCUCGCUCAGCAUGGCCUCCCAACUGCUUCCUCUCGAGCUGAUUGACAAGUGCGUUGGGUCAAGAAUAUGGGUCGUCAUGAAAGGCGACAAAGAGUUCUCCGGCACGCUGCUUGGAUUUGAUGACUAUGUCAAUAUGGUCCUCGAGGACGUGACCGAAUUCGACUACAGCGGCACGCACACGAAGAUUUCCAAAAUCCUUCUCAACGGCAACAAUAUUUGCAUGUUGAUCCCUGGUGGUGAAGGUCCGGUAUAAGGCCUGGACCGUGAUACCAGCAGUUGCAUGCGAGCGAGCAGCUACCAAAGCAUGGAGAUUUAGACCAUCGUGCAUCUAUGAGAAAGAGGACGAGACACGGCUACUAGUGUUAACUUUGUGGUCGCCGGGGGUUAUUCGAAAACCUUGCUUCAGCGGCAAUCUAGUUGUAGCUCCUGGUCGCUUGAGACGCUCUACCUCGAUAGGUCUAAGUCUGCCGUAUGUGUUUGGACAACGGAUGGUGUCCUCUGGAUACUUCCAUAAUAUGGCAAUGGAACGGUCCUCUCGCAAUCCCUCCUGCACCAACAGUUAACCCAGGGCUGGCACGGAAGAAUGGGAAGACGGUCGGGCAGCGAAUCUAUCAGGAGAGGUGGUGAUGGACUCUGGUCAACACCACAUGUUUACAAUAACUAUUUCUCUCCAAACCCCAA
Eremomyces bilateralis CBS 781.70 is the source of this 769-nucleotide messenger RNA. RefSeq names its product LSM domain-containing protein. Lineage: Eukaryota; Fungi; Ascomycota; Dothideomycetes; Eremomycetales; Eremomycetaceae. Gene Ontology annotation, cellular component: Lsm1-7-Pat1 complex; U6 snRNP; U4/U6 x U5 tri-snRNP complex. Gene Ontology annotation, molecular function: RNA binding. The transcript is spliced from 6 exons. The record is from RefSeq and is a predicted model, not a curated record. Bases 99 to 341 code for a protein of 80 amino acids. Gene Ontology annotation, biological process: mRNA splicing, via spliceosome.